GAGCCAAUUAGACCACCUGGCGGGUCCUGAGAUGUUGUUGUGCUGAUCUGUCACACUUUAGCAACACGAUUAUAAAGUUACUGUACAGAUACAGCAUGGCGUCGUUUGUAACCGAGGUGCUCGCCAGCUCCGGCAAACUGGAGAAAGAAGACUUGUCCAGUAAAAUCAGCAAAAUGUCGCGCAAGGUGGAAGAUACGAAGGAAGAAGUGUGUGACAUGAUAAACAAGAAGUACAGUGACUUCCUCCCGAGUCUUAAUGGAUCUGAGGAGCUAUUGGUGCAGGUUGAUGAGGUCUCCAAAGAAAUGGAUGUCCUUAAAAACUGCAUUGAGACUGAGGUGCAGCAGAAUAUCCAUGUGGCUGUGGCUGAGUAUGCAAAGCUGAAGCAGCAGCUGGAGAAAAACACUAUCAUCAUAACAAUGCUCGGACACCUAAAAGAGUUUCACAGUGCGAUGGAGGAUUUCAACAAAGCUUUAAUGGACAAGAAGUAUGUUGAUGCAGCCAACCAGCUGGAACAGGCAAGGUCCAGUGUGGACUCACUGAAGGAAUGGAAGACCUCCCAGCUGCCGCUGCUCAGUGCUCUCAGCUCUGAGCUGACAGUGCAGAGAGAAAACUUAAUUUACCACCUGGGAGAUGAAUGGAAGCGCCUCGUCAUCUGGAGAUUACCGUCCUCAAAGGGAGUGACUGCUGGAUGUGUACCACCAGAGCCUGCAGGUCUGAAGUCCUUCCUGAAGGUGGAGCUGAACCUGAGCCAUGCAUGCAAUAAGGACGGUGAAGAGAAACCACCUGCUCUGCUGCGCUGCGUCCUGCAAGCUCUGGCCGUCCAGGGAGACCUUCAGCACAAGAUCAAACUCUUCAGUCAGGUGCUGUUGAAGACCAUGAUGAAGCCGUUGGUGAUGUACCCGUCACUGUCGGUGAGGGUAACAGAGCAGCCGGGUGAGGGAACCGUCCUGGCUUUACAGUGUUUGGAGGAGAGCCCUGAGGAGAGAUCCACUCCUUCACAAGUCUACAGCAAACUGCUCCUGGUGCUCAGGACACUGCACUCUCACCUGCUAGAUGUGUCCAUUGGAGACAAAAAGCUCUCAGCCAUCUUGGGGGAGCUGAUUUGGGAGGAAAUUUCCCAGUGCAUCAUCCAUGAGUGUCUGCUCUACUCCAUCCCCACCAACAGCAGCCAGCUGGAGAAAUACAACACUGUGAUCCAAGAAACUGAGGAGUUUGAAAAGUCUCUGAAGGAGAUGGAGUAUCUACAGGGCGACUCCACUGACCUGCUCAAAUAUGCAAGAGACGUCAACUGUCACUUUGCCAGCAAGAAGUGCAAAGAUGUCAUCGUGGCGGCGCGCAAACUCAUGACCUCUAAGAUGCACAACACUGUUAAAAUCACACCAGACUACAAGCUGCGUCUUCCCAAGCUACCUCCUCCAGCUUCAGAACAGAAGGUAAAACAAGAGAGCACAAAGGAUGAGCUGACGAUGGAGAACGCAAAGCAGCUGUCUGCGUGGAGUCUGUGUCUGCCAGCCUGUCGCAUCAGCGAGUCAGUGCAGCAGCUGAUGGAGCUGGCGCUCAACACCUUGUGCGAAGCCGUCGGAAGCUCCACACAAUGUGCAUUACAACUCUUCUUCACUGUGAGAAACAUCUUCCAGCUGUUCUACGAUGUCGUACCGACGUACCACAAGGAGAACCUGCUCAAGUUCCCUCACCUGGCUGCCAUCCAGCACAACAACUGCAUGUACCUGGCCCACCACCUGCUCACCCUGGGCCACCAUUUCAGAUCUCACCUGCCGCAGCCCCUCAGCGAGGGCGUUGCCACAUUUGUUGACAUGGUGCCCGGAUUCAGGAAACUGGGUGCUCAGUGUUUCUUGGCUCAGAUGAACGUUCAGAGAGCUGAACUGUUGGAGAGACUUUCCACUGCUCACAAUUUCUGCAACCUGGAUGAUGAAGACAACUACAUUGCAGCGAGCAAAGCAGUAAGACAGGUCAUCCACCAGUUGAAGCAGUUGGGCACAGUGUGGCAGGAUGUCCUACCAGUCAGCAUCUAUUGUAAAGCCAUGGGCAACCUCCUCAACACAGCCAUCACGGAGGUCAUCGCCAAAAUCAUGAUGCUGGAGGAUAUUUCCUCUGAGGACGGGGAGCACCUCCACACACUGUGCCAAACCAUCAUCGAGGAAGGUCCGCUGGUCUUCAUCCCUCUGGCCGAGGAAAACAAGAACAAGAAGUAUCAGGAGGAAGUGCCUCUCUACAUGAGGAAGUGGAGUACCUUCAAGGAGCUGGUCAUCGUGCUGCGAGCCAACCUGCAGGAGAUUGUUGACAGGUGGGCUGACAGUAAAGGUCCGCUGGCGUUGGAGUUCUCCAGUUCGGAGGUGAAGAAUCUGAUCCGAGCCUUGUUCCAGAACACAGAGAGGAGAGCUGUAGCUCUAACCAAAAUCAAAUGAACGACACUAUAGCACUUUUUCCUCUGAGGAAAAUAUGAGUCAUGCCUUUAUUCAUUUCCGUUUUCUGUUGCAUUAAAUAUGCAUUUACAUGUAAGUAGGAUGAACAGUUUGUCUCAGAGACAUCGUUGCUGUGUGACUGAGGUGCUGUCGCUGUGCAUAUAUAAGCUGGUUGUAAUCAAUCUGUGGGAUGUGUUCCUCCUCGGCAUUCAGACUGCAAUUAGUCCCACAGAGAUUACACCACAGCUUCUUUACAUCAGCAGUCAUAUAGCUUUGGGGCUUUACCACAACAAAGCCAACUGAAGGUUGUGUAACCAGCGGCCCGCCAUCUGUUGACGUGUGUGUUGUAGCCAGGGUUAACUUUGCUGAACAUUGUUAAUCAAACUUCAUCUGCAGCUUGUCUUCGCUUUUCUAUACUGAUGUCAUUUCAGGAGGUCAUUCGGGUUUGUUUGUUUGAGCCCAAACAUCUCUCAACAACCAUUUAGUUCUGUCUAAGAUCCUCUGGACCUUUCAUCUCUUGUCAAUAGUUUUUAUUGUGCAAGCCAUUAAUUAGAAGUCUUCUACAAUGUAUUUAUUACUGGUCCAAAUAAACCAAAAGACUCAACUUUUCAGAACCUUUUCCAAACUGUUUGUAUUUGA
Epinephelus moara (kelp grouper) is the source of this 3062-nucleotide messenger RNA. It is a transcript of the gene zw10, whose product is annotated as zw10 kinetochore protein. The record is from RefSeq and is a predicted model, not a curated record. Gene Ontology annotation, biological process: endoplasmic reticulum to Golgi vesicle-mediated transport; mitotic cell cycle; mitotic spindle assembly checkpoint signaling. The coding region runs from base 96 to 2426 and encodes 776 amino acids. Gene Ontology annotation, cellular component: nucleus; RZZ complex; chromosome, centromeric region. NCBI's taxonomy places the organism in Eukaryota, Metazoa, Chordata, Actinopteri, Perciformes, Serranidae. The transcript is spliced from 16 exons.